GCUCUCUCUCCUAUUGACUUUCCAAGCAUGUUUGACAUUUCCAUAAGGGUCCCGCCUCUGUAUUUAUACCGCGCGCCCGUUCAGCGCGCUCGAGCAGCAGAGCGCAGGAAGAAAGUGAAGCAGAAGUGAAGAUUUCACGGAGUACUUUACCUGUUUCAAAGGGCCAUGAACAAGCUCCCCGAAAAAGGAUGACAUCUAAAUGUCGGUCUUCAGACAUUCUGCCACAAAACCUUUCUGCAGGAAGCACUAUGUUGGAGUCCAACAUCUCCAAAUCUCCACAGGACAGCACCGUCAAGAGUGCCAGCUGUGGAUCUGUAUCCGUGUUCUUUCCCAUCAGUAUGAUGGUCACUGGAAUGGUGGGUAACUCACUGGCGAUGCUGCUAGUUUAUAAUGCAUACCGAAGAAAAGAAAACAAAAGAAAGAAAUCGUUUCUGCUUUGCAUUGGGUCGCUGGCAUUGACUGAUCUUUUCGGCCAGUUGCUCACAAGUCCCAUAGUCAUUUCGGUUUACAGAGCAGAUCUGAAAUGGGACAACGUGGACUCGUCAGGAACUCUCUGCGCUUUCUUCGGCGUGUGCAUGACCACUUUUGGUUUAUGCUCUCUUUUUUUUGCGAGUGCCAUGGCUAUUGAAAGGGCCUUAGCCAUUACUGCUCCUCACUGGUACUCGAAUUACAUGAAAACCAACUUGACCAAACAAAUUCUUGUCAUUAUUUGGUGUUUAGUUUUGCUCUUUGCGUUGUUGCCCGUUGCUGGCGUGGGAAAAUACACGUUGCAAUGGCCAGGCACUUGGUGUUUUAUAAGUACAGGUGAUAAGGACGUAACGGGAAAUACGUUUUUUGCCAUCACUUUUGCAGUGCUGGGGAUAUUUUCAUUGCUCGUCACUUUAUCUUGUAAUUUUGUGACCAUACGUGCAUUGGUUACACGUUGUAAAUCGAAGCUAAGCUCGACUCAGUCAUCCAAGCAAUGGGAGAGGUUAACAACAGAGACUGUUAUUCAGUUGAUGGGCAUUAUGUGUGUCCUGUUGACAUGUUGGUCACCUCUGCUGAUUCUUAUGCUAAAGAUGAUCUCAACCCACACAUCCUCUCAUCAUUGCAAGUCUGCCGCUGCAUCUUUCCCACCCAAUCAGGACUUACAGAUGGACUGCAACUUCUUUCUCACAGCCAUACGCCUGGCUUCACUCAACCAGAUCCUGGAUCCGUGGGUUUACCUGCUUCUCAGGGAGAUUCUUCUGAGGAAGUUCUGCCAGGUUGCCAGUGCGGUAUCCAAGUGCUCAUUGGAGGGGCAGAAGGAAAUUCAAUGUCCUCUAGAUGUCCUGAAUAAAAAGGCUAUUCAAAACGAUCAGAACGUUCAGAAACAAUCCCUCAAUGUGGAGAACUGUAAUUUGAGUGGGGGGAAUGGGGAACAGUGACUGAAGUAGGGUUAAUAGCAUUUCAAAAUAAGAAAUACAAUGGAAUAUCUGUGAAUUGCUGUGAUGAAACCAGCAUGUAAUCGCAGUCACUUCUGUGUAGCUGACCUGUCACAGUCAAUAUAUUCAAAGGGAUUUUGUAAUUAACAUCCUUUGAAGUAAAACUAAAUGACUGAACUUGACCGGUAAAGGUAUGCAGAACAGCAAUAUUAGUAAAUGAAACGUGGCAAAACAAAAAGCAUAAGAAACUGAUUUUGCCAGCUCCCAUGGAGUUGGUUUAAAUUCUUCUGAACCAGUGUUGGCAUUACAUAAGAAAACAUAUUUAUAUAUAUGCCAAUUGCUAUAUUGAAAUGAAAGAAUAUUUCUUGGUUGAAAUGGUUAAUAUAUGGUGUGAAAUAUAAAAUAUCAAAGCUCAUUUUGCACUCACAAGAAAGCACUGAAUGGUCUUAUAUUUAAUUUAAAAAUUAUAAUUACGUUUUAUUGUGCGCACUUCUCAAUGCCAAGCCUGCAGAGCUCAUAACCACAGGUGGCUGUUUUUAUUGGUUUGAAUUGUUCGGGUUGGAUUUUAGAGUGAAGUUAAUGCAACAUAGAUUUGCUGAAUUUGUUGAAACGUUUCCAGACUUUGGUCAGCUGCUUUCAAAGUGACAUUUUGAAUGUGAUGCGCACACCAAGUGCCUCGCAGUACAGCAUCUGUUAAUCUGCAAGAUUUUAGAAAUUUCCCAACAAAAGAGCUGUAUGUGUGAUAAAAGCAAGGCCUCUAAAACUCAAAUGGAAGGCAAUUUUACCUUAUUUAGAUGUCGAUUAGUCAUUAUAGGAAAUUACUUUUUCUAUGCUAGCUGUCAGGGGGCAAAUAAAGCUUUGCUCCUCCUUUUUCCAAUAUGUUCUUUAUGGCAAAUUAUGGAAUAUUAAAGAUCCAGUAGUUAUACUGUGAGACAUAAAAUGUGUUUUUUACCCAAGGCUUUACAUUAUUCCAUGCUGACAAAAUUAUCUUACAAAAAAGGCUUUGAUUAAAAUGAAAAACAAUUGUGAAAUAUUGCAAGUGAUGCAGAUGCUACACGUCUUUUAAAUCAGGCCCUUUAGUUUUGCUGUGUUCUUGCUCAUUUUAUGCAUAAUUGAACAUCAUACAGAUCUGGAAACAAUUAAGAGACCACUCCAGUUUUGCAUUGAAUCAUCUUUAUUGUGACCAUUUCAGUCUAGUGUUUGUUGAAUUCCAACAAAAGCAAACCUCAGGAGUCACACAAUAGCAAUGUAAAAGACGGAGAGCGUGAUAGGAUGCAUAUAAGAUGUGAUAAAAAUCAUGGUUAUUCCUUCAAAUAUUUAUUUUUUAACUAUUCCUAAAAUGCAUGUUAAAAAAGUAUUGUGGUCUUUAAAAAUGAAUAUAAACUUGUUUUCUUUGAAGUAUUUAAGAUCUAAAAACAUUGCAUCUUUUUGAUAGUUUGUUUGUUUUCGGCAAAUCAGUUCAAAUUAUAACAUUAUUUUAUUAGGAAUUUGGCAGAAAUGAUGUCGGUAGUUGACAGAAUUAAACAAAAAUGAUAGUCGCAUACUUAAACGCAUACCUCUAUAUAGUAACUUUAGAAAAACUGAAAAUAAUCUUGAAUUGGUCUCUUAAUUUUUUUCAGAGCUAUAUAUGCAUAUGGGUGAUUCUCACGAAAUCCAGACUUAGAAGGUGUCCAGCAUUAGAUUUUUUUUAAAAGCCCUUGAAGCCAAUCUUACUAUAACCAUUAUUUUUAGAGGAUCUAAAAAAUAUUUCCUAUAGAAUUAUUAAAAUUUUUAGAUUAUCAUUAUCAAAAAAUAUCAUUACCGCAACAUGAUAUUACAUUAAAUAUAUGCAUUUACAAACUCAUGUUUCGGUAAUGAGAACUAAAAAGUUGUCUAGGUACUAUGACAAACAAAAUUUUAACUUUUGUCUGGAGAGAAAAAAAUAAGAACUGUUUACCUGGUAGCCAUCUUGAGUGUCACAGUCAAUUAGGUCCCUUCCAAUUAUUUUAUUUUUCUUUAUUUUUGGGAAAUGUUAGUUCAUGGAGGGCUUAAACAAUGAUUGAAAAUUGUUGCGGAGGAAGAGAAAAUUGGUCUUGGACUCAUUUAUAUUCCUUAUUAUUGUCUCUACAUUUACGAAGGAUCACCAAAUACCACAUGUUGCUUUACUGUAAAUGUUUAUAGUAUAACAUGCACUGAAGCUUUUUAUUUUUUAGAUUUUUUAAUUAUAAAUAUUUCCAUGUCAAAGAACCCAAAUCCAAUCAUGGACACGUUGCGGUUAUGAAAUUUUUCCCCUUAAAUGUGGAAAAAACAAGAAAAUUGGUUUGUAUGAUGUCAUUUGAAAAAAUAUGUGAAGAGAUGUUUGUAACUGUAUGAUUAAUGAUUGAUUGAUUAUUGAUUGAUUUUGAUACUCUUACUUUGCAUUUACUUUUUUUUAUCAAAAUGUUUUUAUCAAAAGUCUAAUUUCGCGAGAAUCACCCAUAUGCGAUUCUGUUUGUGAAAUCCAGGCUACUAUCAUGUUUCAUCUAAAUCUGUGUCGCUUUACACUUACGUCCAAAGAGUAAUGUUACCGGUACUUUAUUAGCAUACAAUAGUUGUUAGGUAGCUCAAACAGUGAAGAAAACCGGUGCUAGAAAUGCUGAAUGCAUACACAGUUAGGAAAAAAAAUUGUCAUAAAAGGUCCCAAGUUAUCACUAUCCCUUAAAAAAUGCCUUAAUAUGCACCUUAACAAUAAUAGGUACUGAUAUGUACUCUUUGGUACCAAUAUGCACUUGAAUAGUUGCAAAAAAAUCUUGUUUAAUUGGGCAACACAUCUCAUUCCAGUUUUAUAAAACUCUGACUACACCUUUUUGUCAAUGUAGCCCUUCCAUCCCCAGUUCUUUGAAACCUACAGGAUAC
Messenger RNA from Paramisgurnus dabryanus, 4277 nucleotides. The record is from RefSeq and is a predicted model, not a curated record. Lineage: Eukaryota; Metazoa; Chordata; Actinopteri; Cypriniformes; Cobitidae.